CAAAAGUAAGAAGUUAUGUCCGUAUUUACUUUUGGAUUGGGCCACCGAUUAUCCAUUAGACCCAACUUCUCCAAUCCACGAGCCCAAAGCGGGUAGGGCUUUGAUUCGUUAUUUAAGCUCCAAUUUCACAAAUGAUUCGUUUCAAUCAUAUCUCCUUCAGUUCUUAGGGUUUUGUCUCCGCUGUGACAAAGUUCAUCUUGUUGUUCGAGCGAGAAGAUGAGGCCGAUCUUCGUGGGGAAUUUCGAGUACGAGACUCGCCAGUCGGAUCUGGAGCGCUUGUUUUCCAAGUAUGGAAGAGUCGAUCGUGUCGACAUGAAAUCUGGGUUUGCCUUUGUCUACUUUGAUGAUGAGCGUGAUGCUGCUGAUGCUAUUCGUCAUUUGGACAAUGUUGCAUUUGGGUAUGACAAACGCAGGCUAUCAGUGGAAUGGGCAAGGGGGGAGCGUGGAAACAAACAUCGUGAGGGAUCCAAGGCUGUGGCAAAUCAGAGGCCAACCAAAACUCUGUUUGUGAUCAAUUUUGAUCCUCAUCGGACUAGAGUCCGUGACAUAGAGAGACACUUUGAGCCUUAUGGAAAAAUCCACCACGUCCGGAUUCGGAGGAAUUUCGCAUUUGUCCAGUUUGAAACCCAGGAAGAGGCAACAAAAGCUCUGGAGUGCACUCAUAUGAGCAAGAUACUCGACAGAGUGGUUUCCGUUGAGUAUGCCCUGAGAGAUGAUGAUGAGAGGGGCGAUAGGCUUGACAGCCCUCCUAGAAGAGACUACGGCAGGCGUGGGGGAGUGGAGAGCCCUCCUCCAUAUAGAAGGUCACCAAGCCCAAUAUACCGCAGAAACCGACCCAGCCCUGAUUACGGGCGCCCGCGGAGCCCGGUCUAUGACCGUUACACUGGCCCCGUGUAUGAGCGAGCCAGGAGCCCCGACUAUGGAAGGCACCGCAGGUAGUUCUUCUAGAAUGGGAUCAAGAUUUGUGCGACGACGCUUUAUGACUCUACUAAUGUAAAUUGCACUCGGGGUAUGUUUUAUCUUUGGGUAAAUUUGAUGAAUUCAACUUUUAGAACCAAUUAGUGUGUUUUUGAAGCUGCAUUUUGGAUCUUAUUAUAGGUAUUGUUGGAUUAUGAAUAGCCCUAUUUUGUUCAAUUUGUGGUAUUUUCUUGACUUUGGCCAUGGUUAUUACUUAUAGGUGCACUAUUGUGUUGGUAAUCUCAUGAACUUAUAUGGAUUGUUUCCCAACUUCAUUGGCUCACUAGUGAGUGGAGUGUAGACAUGUGAUAACAUCCUUAGCUGGAAUUGUGGCAUAUGUGGCCUUCUUUUGAACUCAUAUUUUUGCCAAAAUG
Molecule: messenger RNA, 1331 nt
Organism: Cuscuta campestris
Lineage: Eukaryota; Viridiplantae; Streptophyta; Magnoliopsida; Solanales; Convolvulaceae
Source: the annotation of a GenBank genome assembly